Molecule: messenger RNA, 1230 nt
Organism: Medicago truncatula (barrel medic)
Lineage: Eukaryota; Viridiplantae; Streptophyta; Magnoliopsida; Fabales; Fabaceae
Product: floral homeotic protein AGAMOUS
Exons: 9
Coding region: 171-953 (260 amino acids)
Biological process (GO): positive regulation of transcription by RNA polymerase II
Cellular component (GO): nucleus
Molecular function (GO): DNA-binding transcription factor activity; RNA polymerase II transcription regulatory region sequence-specific DNA binding; protein dimerization activity
Source: RefSeq, a predicted model, not a curated record
CAAUUCUAUGUCCACUUUGCUUUUUAUUUAUUUUGUGAUAUCUUCUUCUAGUUGAAAUAAGUAGAAAAAAGAGAAAAGAAAAAAACAUCAAGAGCUAGCUGAAACAUCUCUCUUCUGUUGUAACCUUAAUUAUAUUCUCCUUUUGUUUCCUCACACAAAGCUUGGAAGCUAUGGAUUUUCCAAAUGAAUCCAUGUCAGAUUCUCCACAGAGAAAGAUUGGAAGGGGAAAGAUUGAGAUCAAAAGGAUUGAAAACACGACGAAUCGUCAAGUAACUUUCUGCAAAAGAAGAAAUGGUUUGUUGAAGAAAGCAUAUGAAUUAUCUGUUCUUUGUGAUGCAGAAGUUGCUCUUAUAGUCUUCUCUAGCCGUGGACGGCUCUAUGAGUAUGCUAAUAACAGUGUCAAAGAGACUAUUGCAAGGUACAAAAAAGCAUGUUCAGAUUCAUCUGGCACUGGAUCUGCUACUGAGGCUAAUGCUCAGUUUUACCAGCAAGAGGCAGACAAAUUGCGUGUGCAAAUUAGUAACCUGCAGAAUAACAACAGGCAAAUGAUGGGUGAAUCUUUGGGCUCUAUGAAUGCCAAGGAACUGAAAAAUCUGGAGUCUAAAUUAGAAAAAGGAAUUAGUCGGAUUCGUUCCAAAAAGAAUGAGCUGUUAUUUGCUGAAAUUGAAUACAUGCAGAAGAGGGAGAUAGACUUGCACAAUAACAACCAACUUCUGAGAGCAAAGAUAGCUGAAAGUGAGAGGAACCAUAGCCACCAUAGCAAUAUUAAUAUGAGUAUGUUGCCUGGAGGCACAAACUAUGAACCUAUGCAGUCUCAGAAUCAGCAGCAGCAAUAUGAGUCUCGUGGAUACUUUCAAGUUUCUGGAUUACAAUCCAGUAGUAGUCAAAUGACUGCAUUACAACCAAGUAGUCAGUAUGCAAGACAAGACCACAUGUCCCUUCAAUUAGUUUGAUAUAUUUGUGCUUGAGAGAAGUAUGAAAGACCUGUAAUUUGCUUCCUAGUAUAUGGUUAUGAUAAUGAUGAUUAUGAUGAUAGCAGAUGAGUGCUAAGAGUAAUAUAUAUAUAUAUAUAUAUAAGAAAAAUUGAGCAGGGUUUGUAAGUAUGCCCUAAUGAGUACUAUUUAGUGGCUUUGUAGACAUUUUAAGACAUUUUCCUGUAACUAUUAUUAUGAAAUGCUUUCUGAUAUGUGUCCUAAGAUUAUGGAAAAGACACAUUGAAAUGUUUGUCAA